AUGGACGGUUGUUCAAGGCAAGCUGACUGUUUAACAUCGCCGAGAGGCCUUUGGGGCGUUGAAGUCACCUACCACCAGGAGAUGAGUGAAGUGGUAGUUGUAGGAGAGUUGCUCAAGAGUUUGUAUGAGGAAUUGGGGGACUCAGGGGCUACGGUAGACCACACCGAGGAGGAGAGAAUCGGACCCGCGGAGCGGGCUUUGGACCCACAGUGCAUCAGUCUCAACACCGAUGUUGCUGCUAAUAUAGCUUGGUCUGCUGCGUGCACAGAGCGAUCCAUCCGUAACUAUGUUUUGCAUCAUCUGAACAACCUACAAUCGAGUCUUUCGGUUAAAACUAGUAGCCAUGACUCGUUCACCUCUGCUAUCACCAAUGACUCCGUACCCUCACCGGAUGGCGAUGUUUACAGUGUGGUACGUAACCUGCCUCAGAACAUUGCUGGUCCAAUGCUACGUCCAUGGACCACCACUCAACGAUUGAACAUGAUUGAUCAGCUCCGUGCCGGGAUUCGCUACUUGGAUUUGCGUGUUGCUGUGCGUUUUGUUAGGAAUAAAGGUGAUGUAUUCUACCUUGUCCAUGGUCAGUAUGUUUGUCCAAUGGUGGAUGCACUGCGACCAGUGGCCGAGUUCCUGCGUGAACAUCCACAAGAAAUACUUUUAUUGGAUUGCAACCACUGCUACGAAUUCGAGACAGAUAAGCACUUGACGGCUUUUGAGGAUGCCGUACUUGAUGUUCUUGGCCAAUAUCUUUAUCCUGUUCAAGAUACCGUACCCACCUUGGAGCAGUUAUGGAAAUCUGGAAAACAGGUUUUGUUUUUCUCUUGCUUGCACUGCAUGGGGAGUGGGAAAUUUUGGCCUGGACGACGUAUGGUUUCAUUGUGGCCCAAUACCGUUCACGUGGAGGAAAUGCUUCAGUUUCUCGACAAGCACUACGGACCACAGUUCGUUCAAAACCCGAACAACUUCUACGUUUAUCAAGGUGUUCUCACUCCCACACCGGACUACAUCCUUCGUAAUCUUACUGGCUCUCUGAGACAGUUGGCGAAACGGGCUGGUGCGGAGUUCAGUCGAUGGAUCCAAGCUCCGGACCGACUCGCUGGUCCACAUGGGCUUAAUAUCACUCUGAUGGACUAUGUUGUGACUGAUUUCCCGGACUACGCUGAGAAUGUGAUAUAUUUGAAUUACAAAACCUGGGCAAAAAAUUCUGCGAUGCCAACUUUUUCAAGGCUACGUUCUUCUGAGUCGUUAAGCGAAUGGAUGACCAAUCUUCCUGACGAAAUUGCCAAGCAGCCGCUGAACUUGCUUGCUAUUCCAGGCAGUCACGAUUCCUUCACAUCUACCAUCACUCAUUACUCUGUCCCUUCACCCGACGGUGACGCCUACAACCUAGUCCGUCACCUGCCUCAGUGCAUUGCUGGUCGCGUAUUGCCACCUUGGACCAUCACUCAGGCGUUCUCGUUGGCCAGGCAGCUCCAAAUGGGCAUUCGCUAUCUGGAUUUACGUGUUGCCGUUCGGCCCGAUAAGAGCGCACCAGAACAAUUCUACCUCGUCCAUGGCCAAUAUGUUUGCCCCAUUGUUGAUGAUUUGCGAGCUGUGGCCGAUUUCCUCCGUUCACACCCCCGAGAAGUCGUACUAAUAGACUGCAAUCAUUGCUACAAUUUUACGACGCGGCAAAAAGUGGUGACUUUUGAGGAGACCGUCUGUAGCGUUGUUGGUUCCUUCCUGUGCCCGUGGAAUACGACUGUACCAACGUUGGAAGAGAUGUGGAAAGAUGGAAAACAAAUAUUAUUCUUUUCUUGUCUGCGUUCGGAGGGAACAAAGGAGUUUUGGCCCGGACGGCAGAUUUUAUCUUUAUGGCCGAACACAAUUCAUGUGGAUAAAAUGAUACAAUAUCUUGAAGAACACUACGGGCCCACAUUUGUUCGACGUCCAAACCAGUUCUACGUAUUCCAGGGUGUUCUCACUCCUACAGCUGGCUAUAUAGUUCGUCAUCCAUUCGGCUCCGUACGCCACCUGGCCAGGAUAGCUAAUAAAGCGUUCGUGCAAUGGAUUCAGGCUGAAAAACGCGUCGCUGGUAUUCAUGGCCUAAAUGUUACUUUGAUGGAUUAUAUCGGGGUUGACUUUCCCGAUUACGUUCAAAAUGUGGUCAAGCUGAACUACAAAACAUGGGUUUGUUGACCUCCACCGUCGUCCCAACGUCUGUGAUACCAUUGAGUUUUCCGGUUCAGUAUAAUCUGACCUGUGUUCAACUAUGUCCAAACAUUCCGCUAAAUUGUCUUCUGAUGAGUUCCUCCAGGCUUUCUCCAAAUUUUUUGCGCUUAUCCCUUUGAUCGCUUAUUUUCCCUGUUUCGGUAUUUGUGAAUAUAAGUCGUAUUGUUUUAAGGCUGAAAUACUGACAGUCUAUCGAAUUUCGGACGCAUUUUCU
This is a messenger RNA of Opisthorchis viverrini, 2422 nucleotides long. RefSeq lists its product as hypothetical. The record is from RefSeq and is a predicted model, not a curated record. Gene Ontology annotation, molecular function: phosphoric diester hydrolase activity. Gene Ontology annotation, biological process: lipid metabolic process. The coding region runs from base 1 to 2175 and encodes 724 amino acids. The transcript has 11 exons. NCBI's taxonomy places the organism in Eukaryota, Metazoa, Platyhelminthes, Trematoda, Opisthorchiida, Opisthorchiidae.